Pichia membranifaciens NRRL Y-2026 is the source of this 1342-nucleotide messenger RNA. RefSeq lists its product as hypothetical. The transcript has a single exon. The coding region runs from base 130 to 1251 and encodes 373 amino acids. NCBI's taxonomy places the organism in Eukaryota, Fungi, Ascomycota, Pichiomycetes, Pichiales, Pichiaceae. The record is from RefSeq and is a predicted model, not a curated record.
ACACCAGAACGAGAAGAUAUCGGUGCAUUUACAAAAGAUUGGUCUUUUAAUAUCAAAGUUUGGAGGGUCAAUUGAAAAUUCUUUGUUAAUUUACAUAAAGCAAAUAAGCUGAUCAAAAUACAUGGUAUAAUGGAUGGUUUUGCGGAUAGUCUCAAUUCGCAAAUGCGGAUGUUGGAUAUCAACAAAAGCCAGCAACACGGAAUAGAUCCUACCGUAAAAGCUUUGCAGAUAGGUAACAACUUCUCAAUAAAAAUGGUUUCCGAUAAUAAUAGCCCAUUAACCACUGGGGAUCACGCGGAUCCGUUGCCCAACGACGUUGAGAGCUUGAAAAAUCUACUUUCCUUGAGAAUAAGAUAUACACGUCCAAAACAAGGUGGAUAUUGGGAGUUUGAAGACGUUCCUAGCGACGUCAGCUUUCUACAAAACUGUAUCAGAUUCAUCGAUAAAAAUUGCGCCACGGUGACCGAAUCAGAUUUGAAUGCUCUUCAACUAUCGGAUGACAAUUAUGAUAAAAUUCUUGCUCCUAUGGAAGUAGAUGCGAAAGAAUUAGAAGCUGAAUUUGGAUUCAGAUUCUACAACCAUUUCUCCCACAAAUUUUUAAGAAAAGAGCUUGUGAAGAUGGUGAAAUCGUCCAGGUAUAACUUUCUUGCCAACCUUUUGACAAUGAAAAGACAACAGGGCGAGCCAGUUCCGAUGUCGUGGAGAAUGUACUCAAAUAGUGAUUACCUCAGGCCAAAAGACUACAUAAGAUUUUUCGAUAAAAUGGACAGGGUCUUCAAAGAAUGGAUACUCGACUACUGCAUUUCCAAUGUGUAUGUGCGAGACUCUUGCAUGGACCCAUUGAACUCGACAUACGAUGUUUUACUUUUAAUUGAGAGGAAUCAGAAUAUAUCCUUCCAGUUGAAGCUUUUGAUUGAUAUUUUGAUUGAAAACUCCGGAGCAAACGAACACUUGACUGACAGCAAUAACUUCUUACCCUACUUGACGUAUGUAGAUCAUCUAGAGCAGGCCAUACAGAACUCGAUGCCUGCAUGCAAGAACCCAUACCGUACGGCGAUGCUAUUGAUGCUUGUGACACGUGGGAUGGCGAAGUUCCCGCAGCUACUCUCCGAGUUUCAAAUUCGGCUCUCUGAGUUUUUGUCAAAAUACCCGGAUUUUACCUUGGGCCAGUUGGUGGAUUACUUGAAACAGAAUAACCUGCCGAAUGUUGGCAAUAUGCAGCAAUUGUUGAUACAAGGAGCGAGCAAAUAGAUGCAGGGUAGUAGCUAGUAAAUGUUUUCAGAUCUAAAUAAUAAUAAGGUACUACUUUUUUAAUCUAAGAAUGAAAUGGAGAGGGAGAGUA